Molecule: messenger RNA, 378 nt
Organism: Orbicella faveolata
Lineage: Eukaryota; Metazoa; Cnidaria; Anthozoa; Scleractinia; Merulinidae
Source: RefSeq, a predicted model, not a curated record
UGGAGACAGAAUUCUUCGAAGCUGACAAUAUUCUCUGCCAUGGGUGCUCAAGUUUUGCUCUGUUUUACCGCUUUCCUUGUGAUUUUUGUGUCGCUGGAAAGCGUUUAUGCCCGUCCAUCAGAUGCAAAAAACGUCACUGAUUUCGAUUCGGGUAAAGUGAUCGUUAAAGGCAAUUACAAUGCUGUGAACCUGUACCCCGAAAAAGACGUGAAAACGGCUUUAAGUCAGCUGCAAAAGAAGCUAGAAUCAUUGGAAGGAAGGAUAGAUGCCCUGGAGAAAUUUAAACCAGCGUGCAAGUUCGACUUUGAAGACGGAAUCCACGGUUGGGAUAAGACUGGAACAGCGUUUAACAACCAGCCGACCUAUGGUGAUAACCCU